Messenger RNA from Parastagonospora nodorum SN15, 1431 nucleotides. RefSeq lists its product as hypothetical. The coding region runs from base 1 to 1431 and encodes 476 amino acids. The record is from RefSeq and is a predicted model, not a curated record. The transcript is spliced from 4 exons. Lineage: Eukaryota; Fungi; Ascomycota; Dothideomycetes; Pleosporales; Phaeosphaeriaceae.
AUGACGUCUGUGCAGAAUUGGGAGAAGGUUGCCGAGGCGAAGCGCGCGAAGCUCGCGGAAUCCAUUCCUCAAGAGCAUCGCGUGCCACAACAACAUCUGCCACCGGAUUCGCAACUGGACGUGACAACAUGGCCGAAGGAAUCUGGAUGGUUCUCGUCUGAGGAAUUAGAAAUUACAGGCAGCACCGCGACCGAGCUGCUGCAGAAGAUUGCAUCAAAGACAUGGAGCUCAGAGAAGGUUACCAGGGCUUUCUGCAAGCGUGCAGCAGCUGCACAGCAAUUGCUGAUUCGGAUGAAGUUGAAUUGCCUGACUGAUGCCUUCUUCGACGAGGCUAUUGAAAGCGCGAAAGCCCUUGACGAGCACCUCAAUCGAACAGGCCAGCUGAAGGGACCAUUCCACGGUCUCCCGAUCUCGCUCAAGGACAAUUUCAACAUCAAAGGAAAGGACAGUUCUGUGGGCUUCAGUUCUUUGGUCAACGACCCCGCCGAAUACAAUGCGACAUUAGUGGAUGUCUUGGAGAACCUGGGUGCUGUUCGAUACUGCAAGACAAAUGUACCGACAGCCAUGAUGAUUCCAGAGUCGGUCAACAAUGUCUUCGGCAGGACUAUAUCUCCUCUCAAUCGCAAGGUCACUUCAGGUGGCUCGUCUGGCGGAGAAUCAGCCCUUAUUGCUUUCGGCGGAAGCCCCAUAGGCAUAGGUCUGGCCGGCCAAGAGGCGGUCGCAAGUGUGAACGGGCCUAUGGCAAGAACACUGGAAGAUAUCAUCACGUACUCGAAGGCUGUCAUAAAUUCACAACAGUGGCUGUUGGACCCCAAGGUACUGCCUAUACCAUGGAGACAGGUAGAGCAACAGAAGAAGCUCAAGAUUGCAGUGCUUUGGAAUGACGGCAUAUGCAUGCCCACUCCCCCAGUCACACGGGCACUGAAGGAGACAGUAGAAAGCUUGAAGAAAUCCGGACAUGAAGUCGUGGAGUGGGACCCCAAAUUACACGCAAAGGCCUUGGACCAACUCGGCCGUAUGUUCGUCGCAGAUGGCGGCAAGACUGUCAAGAACCUGCUUGCUCCGACAGGCGAACCUAUACGACCAGAGAUGCAGCAGUAUCAAGAUGCUCAAGACCUUGGCGUGUUUGAGAUGUGGCAGCUGCAUCUAGAGCGCACCGAGCUCCAACGCCAGUACCUCGAGCAGUGGAUGUCUUACGAAAAUCUUGAUGCCAUUCUUGGUCACCAUUUCAAGUAUGUCGGUUACACCGGUGUCUUCAACGUAGUUGACUACUCUGCCGUUUCCUUCCCGACUGGAAUCACUGUGGACAAGACAAAGGACACCUCUUUUGCAGACGCCAAGGUUCAGAGCGAAUACUGCCAGGCUGCUCGCGACAGUUGUGAGUGCUCGAUCGCAACUUGGUGUAUCGUCACACCCGCUAAUAUAAGCUAG